Messenger RNA from Ipomoea nil (Japanese morning glory), 2301 nucleotides. RefSeq names its product plastidial pyruvate kinase 2. Gene Ontology annotation, biological process: glycolytic process. The record is from RefSeq and is a predicted model, not a curated record. The transcript has 12 exons. NCBI's taxonomy places the organism in Eukaryota, Viridiplantae, Streptophyta, Magnoliopsida, Solanales, Convolvulaceae. Gene Ontology annotation, molecular function: magnesium ion binding; pyruvate kinase activity; potassium ion binding. Bases 203 to 1942 code for a protein of 579 amino acids. Gene Ontology annotation, cellular component: cytoplasm; chloroplast stroma.
GAUACAACUGUUUUUGAACACAGUUGAGCAACCCUCCAUUUUUCCUCGUCUAGUCGUCGAUGUAAACGAAGCCAAAGCCUCAUUCCAGCUAACCAUAGCGGCGAUUUCUUCAAGGCUUCUCACAUUCGCUCCAAUUUAUACUCUUGUUUCUCCGAUCGCUUUUCUCCACUAGUUCACCUCCUUCCAUAACCUCCGGCGAAGAAUGGCUCAGGUGGUGGCGGCGACUCGGUGUGUUCAGAGCUCAUUCCCGAGCCCUAGCUCCGGAUCCUUGCAGAGCCAAGUCGAGAAGCUCAAACCAUCUGGGUUUGCCUCGAAAAUCUUAGCUCGAAAUGAGCGAAGCAAGAGUUACAAAGCUGUUCGGCUAAAUGCGGCGCCAAUCCGCGCCCAGAGAUCUGCACGCACUGAGACCGAAAUACUUCCCGUGUCUCCUGAAGAUUUUCCAAAGAGUGAGGAGCAAGUUCAGUAUCUACAAGCAAUUCAACAACUUGGUGAUACAUCAGUGGGCAUGUGGUCUAAACCUAUAGUGAGGCGUAAGACUAAGAUUGUUUGCACUAUUGGUCCCUCUACCAACACAAAGGAAAUGAUCUGGAAGUUGGCUGAAGCUGGAAUGAAUGUUGCUCGUCUCAACAUGUCUCAUGGAGACCAUGCUUCUCAUCAGAAGGUGAUUGAUUUGGUUAAGGAAUAUAACACACAAUCCAAAGACAACGUCAUUGCCAUCAUGCUUGACACCAAGGGUCCUGAGGUUAGGAGCGGUGACUUGCCCCAACCAAUCACAUUAAAGAGCGGAGAUGAAUUCACUUUCACAAUUCGGAGAGGGGUGGGCACAGCUGAUUGUGUUAGUGUUAAUUAUGAUGAUUUUGUAAAUGAUGUUGAAGUUGGGGACAUGCUUCUCGUUGAUGGUGGCAUGAUGUCUUUAACGGUGAAAGCUAAGACUGAAGAUUCAGUGAAGUGUGAAGUUGUUGAUGGAGGAGAGCUUAAAUCAAGGCGACAUCUUAAUGUCAGAGGAAAAAGUGCCACACUUCCAUCUAUUACUGAAAAGGACUGGGAUGACAUCAAGUUUGGAGUAGAUAAUGAAGUUGACUUCUAUGCCGUUUCUUUUGUCAAAGAUGCUGCAGUGGUCCAUGAAUUGAAGAAUUAUUUGAAAAGCUGCGAUGCAGAUAUUCAUGUUAUUGUCAAAAUUGAGAGCGCAGAUUCCAUUCCCAAUUUACAUUCAAUAAUAAGUGCCUCUGAUGGGGCUAUGGUUGCAAGGGGAGAUCUUGGUGCAGAGCUGCCAAUUGAAGAGGUCCCACUACUACAGGAAGAAAUAAUCAGUAUUUGCCGUAGUAUGGGGAAAGCGGUCAUUGUUGCUACUAAUAUGCUGGAGAGCAUGAUUGUUCAUCCCACACCAACACGAGCAGAGGUAUCAGAUAUUGCCAUUGCAGUUAGAGAGGGUGCUGAUGCUGUCAUGCUUUCUGGAGAAACAGCUCAUGGAAAGUUUCCCCUAAAAGCUGUUAAAGUUAUGCACACUGUCUCUCUGAGGACUGAAGCAACAAUUGUUGGCGGUGAAACACCACAGAAUCUAGGCCAAGCUUUCAAGAACCAUAUGAGUGAAAUGUUUGCUUUCCACGCAACCAUGAUGUCUAACACUCUUGGAACUUCAAUAGUUGUUUUCACAAGAACUGGUUUCAUGGGCAUACUACUGAGCCAUUACCGACCUUCUGGCACUAUUUUUGCCUUCACAAAUGAGAAGAAGAUACAACAGAGAUUAGCUUUGUACCAAGGCAUAUGCCCCAUAUACAUGGAGUUCUCUAGUGAUGCUGAGGAGACAUUUACAAAUGCAUUGUCGGUGCUGCAGAAGCAAGGAAUGGUGAAGGAAGGAGAACAGGUAGCACUUGUUCAGAGUGGCCAACAACCUAUCUGGCGGCUUCAAUCCACUCACAACAUUCAGGUUAGGAAGGUUUAGACAGAGACCAUGAAAGAUCCACCAUCCAUGUAUGCUUCCCUGCUUGGUAGAAUUUUCCUUCAAUUAUCAGAUAAAUUCCUUACUAAUUACGAGGCAGCUUGGUUUUAGUUUGUUGUAUUUUUUUUCCUACCCCCAUUUCUGGUGAACACAGCGUGAAAGAGUGUUGUAGUGAGUUUAUGGUUAGCAUAUCCUUUACACUUUUACAGUUUGGUAAAGAAGUUGAAUACUGUUAAUGUUGAUGCGGCAUACUUACUCGUGAUGUUGCCCAUGUUUAAAAUGUAUGAUUGUAGUGAAUUCUCAUGAAUCAUUAUGUACUGCUAUAAUGUAGCUAAGUAGCUUAAUUGUAUUAUCAUAUCAUG